AUGUGUGGCAGACUUCACUGUUGCAUUGACGAAGAAACAGGAGAGUGCUACAGAAGACUUCCUCAGGUCAAGUCGGGAUGUGCUUCUUACUGUGACAUCCCACAUCGAAAUGUCACCGCCUGUGAUGCAGAAAAUGAAGAUUCAUGUGUCGAAAUGGGAUGUUGCUGGUUUCCUGUUUCCGAUCGACCACCCUGCUACGAGCCAGCAGCGUAUGUUCCUCCGACAACGCAAAAUCCGAUCAAUAGACCAAAAGCAAUCGUUAGAUCUCCUUAUUAUUACUCUUCAAUUGUUUCUUCAAAACCAGCGGAGAUAAAGAACCCGUUGAUCGUCGGAUAUGCCUGGGCAGAUUGGCUCGACUCAGUUUGCACAGCUGAUUGCAACGGAGUCGGGGUUAAAAUAAGGAGAAGAACGUGCACGGCCUACACAAAAUAUGGCAACUCACCGGUAAACAGGAACUUUUGCAAAGGACCUGAUAAGAAAGCGGAAUUAUGCGUGGGUCCUCCUUGUUCGCAUAAUGACUUUCAAAUAACGGUCCCGACAAAAACCGAUUCCGAAACCAAUCAGAAGAAGGAAAAACCUCUUAUUCCAGAUCUCGAGAGCAAUUCGACGACAAUGGUCUGCUGUGUCAACCAAGGAAAACUUUACGACCCAGGCGAAAUUAUCUUCAAAACCUCAUGUUUGACCAUCUUCUGCUCGAUAUCCUGCAAAGUUGAUAUGGAGAUGAACGAGGCUUGCGAUGGCGGGCAGGAACCACCCCCUUUACCAGAGGCGUGUUUUCCGUCAGAAUGUGGGGAGCAAAAAGCGUGGCGAAUAAAGAAGAUCGUUGGAGGAUCUUGGUCGCCGAUGUAUGGACAUCCCUGGGCGGUGAUGAUGAAAAAGCAGGAGGGAGUGAGGAGUUUUGUCUGUGGGGCGACGAUGAUCUGCUCGAAAUUCGUGCUCACAGCUGCUCACUGCUUUGCGGACCAAACCCUCAAACCUGUCGGUCGACUGGACUUUGACACUCGAAAUUACCGAUUUUUCUUCGGGAGAUAUUUCGGCAACGACGAAGAUUCGGAGAAAUUCGACAAGCAUCGUAAAGUGGUAACAGGCGACGGCAUUGAAUUCAUGAUCACCCAUCCCGACUUCGAAUACGUUGGCAAAGGAGUGAUGAAGCAUGACAUUGGCAUUGUAAAAUUUCGGAACGAGAUGGAAAUCAACGACUACGUCAAGCCGGUUUGUCUCCCGACAGCUCGUGACGAUGUUCCAAAUCCAAACGAAGCUGGCUGGGCGAUCGGCUGGGGAAUAACCAAAAAUCGAGGACCUAGCAAUCAUAAACUCAAGCAAGUAGGAGUUCAAAUCGUCGAUGAAAAUAGCUGCAGAAGAAAAGUCGAUGGAUUCCCUGAUAGUGGAAGAGGCCUUAUCUGUGGCGGGGGAAGUUAUGGACACGACACUUGCGUUGGAGAUAGUGGCGGACCUGUUCUUGGAUAUAGGGCAAAAGAUUCGCUUUCAUAUUCAAGUUACACCACCAGCAAGGACAAAACAUGGACGAUUUUCGGCAUCACCUCCGUUGGCGGCACAAGUUGCAAUACCAUUAUCUCCGAUGUUCAGCCUGCUGUCUAUACUAACGUGGCCUAUUAUCUUGAUUGGAUCAUCGCGACAACAGCCGGCUGCUGCGAUUCAAGCUAG
This is a messenger RNA of Oikopleura dioica, 1665 nucleotides long. The record is from the annotation of a GenBank genome assembly. Lineage: Eukaryota; Metazoa; Chordata; Appendicularia; Copelata; Oikopleuridae.